Musa acuminata AAA Group (dessert banana) is the source of this 1364-nucleotide messenger RNA. Its product is annotated as probable protein phosphatase 2C 35. The record is from RefSeq and is a predicted model, not a curated record. Lineage: Eukaryota; Viridiplantae; Streptophyta; Magnoliopsida; Zingiberales; Musaceae. Gene Ontology annotation, molecular function: cation binding; protein serine/threonine phosphatase activity. The transcript has 2 exons. Gene Ontology annotation, biological process: peptidyl-threonine dephosphorylation. Bases 1 to 1011 code for a protein of 336 amino acids.
AUGUCAGACGUCAUCAGAAGGUACGAUCCUACCCCCUGCGAGCAGGCAUAUCAGGAUGGAUGUGUGCAUGUCGAGUGCUUUGGCCAUUACAAGAAGUGGUGCCGCUGCCGCUGCAACUGCUGCGUCCACUGCCAUUCCACCCACGCCGCCGCUGACCCUUCUGGAGUCCACGAAUACGACCCCUCGAUUGCCCCGCCCCACAGGGUUCGCCACGUCCUCUCCGGAGCCUCGCUCGGCUCCUCCGCCGUCCCAUGCGCCGGCCUCCGCCUGCAGUACUCCUCCCUCACGCAGCGGGGCUACUACCCCGGCUGGCCGGACCGCGCCAACCAGGACAGCUUCUACGUGAAGACGCAAUUCCAGGGCAACCCGGACCUCCACUUCUUCGGCGUGUUCGACGGCCACGGCGACCUCGGCGCCCAGUGCUCCGCGUUCGUCCGCGACAGGCUCACGGACAUCUUGGCCGGUGACCCUCGCCUGUGGGAAAACACCACGGAAGCAUACCGCUCGGCCUUCGCCGCCACGAACAUGGCGCUCCACGACAGCGAGAUCGACGAUUCCUCGAGCGGCACCACCGCGAUCACAGUUCUCGUUCGGGGGGACACCCUCGUCGUGGCGAACGUGGGGGACUCGCGGGCGGUGGCAGGCGUUUGGGACGGAGAUCGCGUGGUGGCGGAGGACCUGUCGAGCGACCAUAAGCCGCUCCGGGAGGACGAGCGCGAGAGGUUGAGGCAGUACGGGGCGAUGGUGUCGGGGGAGGAGGAUCCCGACGAACGGAGCUUGAGCGACGAUGAGGAGACAUACAUACCCAACACACCGAGGCUGUGGGGGCGGUACUUCGGAUUGGCUUUAUCGAGGAGCUUCGGAGACUCGGACUUGGAGAGCGUCGGCUUGAUCGCUGUGCCGGAGCUGAAGGUGGUGAAACUAACCGCAAACCAUUCGUUCUUCGUGGUGGCCAGCGAUGGGGUCUUCGACUUCCUCUCAAGUCAAGCCGUGGUCGACAUGGUACAGUAGGAAUCGUAGCUUCGUUUGAGCUCUCUUCGUUGUCUCUUACAGAUACAUGCCUGUUAUCGCAGGUGUCCUGUUUCGCGGAUCCUCGGGAUGCCUGUUCUGCCAUUGCUGCCCGGUCUUACCAGUCGUGGUUACGGCAUGGACGACGGCAUGGACGACGGCUUGGACGAAGAACCGAUGAUAUCACCAUCAUCAUCGUUCAACUUAAAGAUUUGGCUGAGGGGGAUUCAACUACAUAACGAUGAUGAUGAUGAUCGCUAUGGCAAUAUGUAUCUCUAUCUUAUUAGUAUAUUAUUAUGUACACUAUUUAAAUUUAACAUAAUAAAAAAAGAAACGCACAGAAUACUAAAUUUACA